Molecule: messenger RNA, 1905 nt
Organism: Aspergillus versicolor CBS 583.65
Lineage: Eukaryota; Fungi; Ascomycota; Eurotiomycetes; Eurotiales; Aspergillaceae
Exons: 5
Coding region: 1-1905 (634 amino acids)
Molecular function (GO): oxidoreductase activity; copper ion binding
Source: RefSeq, a predicted model, not a curated record
AUGCGUCUCUCCACCAUUACUUACCCGCUCCUGGCGCUGAAUUUCGCCCUUUCGCACGCCAAACUCGUGCAAAAAACCCUUGAGUUGACAUGGGCAAAAGGAUCUCCAAAUGGCGGCCAGGAACGCGACAUGGUCUUCACCAAUGGAGAAUUCCCUGGACCCGAUUUGGUCUUUGAUGAGGACGACGUUGUCGAGGUUCUUGUCACCAACAAACUCCCCUUCAAUACAACAGUUCAUUGGCAUGGUAUAGAAAUGCGAGAGACGCCGUGGUCAGAUGGAGUUCCAGGUCUAUCACAAUCACCCAUUGAACCCGGGGACACUUAUGUGUAUCGAUUCAGAGCAUACCCUGCUGGUACAUAUUGGUACCAUUCCCAUUACAAGGGAGUCAUGCAGGAUGGGCAGAUAGGGGCGAUGUAUAUCCGCCGCAAACCGGAUGCUCCACGACCUUACUCGGCAAUCACGCAAGAUCCAAAUGAGCUGAAGCAAAUGAAGGUGGCAGAGGACAAUCCCAAUCUGGUUCUUGUUACAGACUGGACGUAUCUCACUUCGGAGGAGUAUCGCCAAGUUGCGCUUGAUUCUGGGUACAAUGUCUUGUAUGUGCAUCUUCGUUGUUUGGGGACACGGAUUAACCAAGAUCGAAAAACUAGUUGUGUGGAUGGCCUCAUAGUUAACGGACAUGGGUCAGUCUGGUGCCCUGGACACGAAUACCUCGAAUCAGUGAGCGAUCCUGGGAUCCAAGCUGUUCUUGAGGGUUCGAACCUUACCGAGAAGGGCUGCCUCCAACCAGACCUCUUCAACGUCCAAGGCGACUGGGGCAACUGGAACCUCUCCGCGGUCCCCGGCCCUGUUGUAUGGAACUGUACCGAGUCCACCAGCGAAACACCAGUCAUCACAGUCAACCCCGAGAAAAACGGCUGGGCAAGCCUGAACUUCGUCAACGCUUCACCGCAAAAAGGAAUCACAGUCUCCGUGGACAAUCAUCCGAUGUGGGUUUACGAAGUCGAUGGCCAACUCGUUGAACCGCGCGAGGUCGAGAUAAUCGCUAUUUACAGCGGAGCCCGCUAUUCGGCCAUGAUCAAGCUCAACCAACAGCCAGGCGACUACGCCAUCCGCAUCUCAGUCGACGGUGGCGACCAAGUCAUAAGCACAUACGCCUACCUAUCUUACGCGUGCCAGGACAAGUCGAACCUGAACAAGCCUCCCUUUAAGUCCUCCAUUGGCCCACGCACUCAGGGAUACAUGAACUACGGGGGCCAGAAUACCACCGCAGACGUCCGCAAGCUCCUCUUCACAGAGAAUCUCCCGCCGUUCGGUGUUCCGCCGCCGCCUCCAUCGUCGGAGGUCUCGACAACACUCCGCACGGCGAUGAGUCGUGUUGGGCACUCCUGGGCCUGGUCACUCGCCAACCACGUCCUUUACGAGACUGAAAUGACCGACUCAACACCCCUCCUCUUUGAAUCUGACCCCCUCAAGGUUAUAGCACCGAAAUACGUCUUCAGCACCAAAAACAACACCUGGGUCGACAUCAUCCUCGAAAUCGAAGCCAGCCAGCACGACCCCAUCCACCCGCCUCACCCGAUCCACAAGCACGGGAACCGAGCGUACAUCAUCGGUACCGGGACUGGGAAAUUCAAAUGGGAUAAUGUUACGCAGGCGGAGGCCGAGAAGCCCGAGUUCUUCUUUAUAGACAAGAGAGCUGCGUUGAGAGAUACCUUUGUCACGAACUUUUUUGACUCAAGAGUGUCGGAGGGUGCGUGGGUUGUCGUGAGGUAUUUUGUUACGGGGAAGAUGGCGUCGCUGUUGCAUUGCCAUAUCACUUCGCAUCAGCUUGCUGGCAUGUCGUUGGCGUUGUUGGAUGGGGUUGAUAUUUGGGAUUCUAAGGAUUCCUGGCACAGGGAAGACUAA